Molecule: messenger RNA, 5862 nt
Organism: Pelmatolapia mariae (spotted tilapia)
Lineage: Eukaryota; Metazoa; Chordata; Actinopteri; Cichliformes; Cichlidae
Gene: abcc1
Product: ATP binding cassette subfamily C member 1 (ABCC1 blood group)
Exons: 31
Coding region: 101-4633 (1510 amino acids)
Biological process (GO): glutathione transmembrane transport; xenobiotic transport
Cellular component (GO): basolateral plasma membrane
Molecular function (GO): ATP binding; ATP hydrolysis activity; ABC-type xenobiotic transporter activity
Source: RefSeq, a predicted model, not a curated record
AGAAGAAGAAGAAAAACAACCUUCCUCUUCGUCUUAACAGACGUUACAAAACCAGCUGAGCUCGCAGCCCCGGCAGUGCUUUUCUAAUGCUUCGCAGCGAAUGGGGUUUGAUCAGUUCUGUAGCGUGGACAGGUCCGAUCCCCUGUGGGAUUGGAACCGUACAUGGUACACCGAUAAUCCUGACUUCACCCAGUGUUUCCAGAACACUGUGUUGGUGUGGCUGCCAUGCUUCUACCUUUGGAUAUGUGCACCGUUUUACCUCGUCUACCUCCAUACCCAUGACCAUGGAUAUAUAUGUAUGAAUCACCUCAACAAAGCCAAAACUGCUGUUGGCUUUUUACUUUGGAUUAUCUGCUGGUCAGAUGUGUUUUAUUCUUUCUGGGAAAGGAGUCACGUGAGCAGCCCAGCACCUGUCCGCCUCGUCAGUCCGACCUUACUGGGCCUCACCAAGCUGUUGGCUGUCAUGUUAAUCCACUAUGAGCGGAUGAAGGGGGCUCAAUCAUCAGGGGUGAUGCUGAUCUACUGGCUGCUGGCACUGCUGUGUGCCACUGUCACCUUCAGGUCAAAGGUCUUCCAGGCCUUGGAGCAGCCUCAGACAGUGUGUGUGUGGAGGUACACCACCUUCUACAUCUACUAUGCUCUGCUGCUGAUUGCUCUGUUCCUGUCCAGCCUGACUGACCAGCCACCCCUCUUUUCCCGGGAUGUUAAAGACUCGAAUCCGUGCCCUGAGCCUGGAGCAUCUUUCCUCUCCAGAAUAACCUUCUGGUGGAUCACCAGAAUGAUGAUGACAGGCUACAGGCGCCCACUGGAGCAGAAGGACCUGUGGUCUUUGAACGCUGAGGACUGCUCCCACAGAGUGGUCCCACAGUUGGUCAAACGCUGGAACACACAGUGCCAAAAAUUUAAAAGGUCAGAGGAGAAAAUGCUGUACUCGUCCAAGCGAGUGCCCCAUAGUGAAAACUCUCAGGGCCAAGCUGUGGAAGAGUCUGAGAUCUUGAUUCUGAGACCUCGAAAGAAAAAUAAAGAGCCCUCACUGCUGUGGGCCUUGUGCCUCACGUUUGGGCCCUACUUCUUCAUCUCCUGUAUCUACAAAUUAAUCCAGGACAUCCUAAUGUUUGUUGGCCCUGAGAUCCUGCGACUGCUUAUCCAGUUUGUCAAUGAUUCCAGCGCCCCCUCCUGGCAGGGCUACUUCUACGCUGCUCUGCUCUUCGUCUGCACCUCCGUGCAGUCACUCAUCCUGCAGAAGUACUUUCACGUAUGCUUUGUGUCAGGCAUGCGCUUACGCACUGCAGUCAUUGGAGCCGUCUAUAGGAAGGCCUUGGUCAUCAGCAGCGCGGCACGGCGAACCUCUACAGUGGGAGAAAUCGUCAACCUGAUGUCAGUGGACGCGCAGCGCUUCAUGGAUCUCAUCACAUACAUCAACAUGAUAUGGUCUGCUCCUCUGCAGGUGGUCCUGGCCCUCUACUUUCUUUGGCAGAACCUGGGUCCGUCUGUGCUGGCUGGAGUGGCUGUGAUGGUCCUCAUGGUUCCUGUUAAUGCUGUCAUUGCAAUGAAAACCAAAGCUUACCAGGUGGCUCAGAUGAAGAGUAAAGACAAUCGCAUUAAGCUGAUGAAUGAGAUGCUGAAUGGCAUCAAAGUGCUGAAGCUUUAUGCCUGGGAGCUGGCCUUCAAAGGAAAGGUGUCAGAAAUUCGUGAAAGUGAGCUGCGUGUCCUGAAAAAGGCUGCCUACCUGGGGGCGGUGUCCACCUUCACCUGGGUCUGUGCACCAUUCCUUGUGGCCCUGUCAACCUUCGCCGUGUACGUACUGAUUGAUGAACAAAACGUGCUGGACGCCCAGAAGGCCUUUGUGUCGCUGGCACUCUUCAACAUCCUGCGUUUUCCUCUCAACAUGCUGCCGAUGGUCAUUAGUAGCAUGGUGCAGGCCAGCGUGUCCCUGAAGCGACUCAGGGUGUUUCUGUCACACGAGGAGCUGCAGGUGGACAGUGUGGAGCAUAAAGCAGCAGAAGGCUCCCAGCACAGCAUCUCUGUGACCGACGGGGCUUUCACCUGGUCCAGGACCGAAUCACCAACACUCAAGAGGCUGAAUAUAAAUAUCCCAGAAGGCUCUCUGGUGGCUGUGGUGGGACACGUGGGCUCGGGAAAGUCCUCGCUGCUCUCGGCACUUCUUGGAGAGAUGGACAAACUUGAAGGAUCUGUCACUGUUAAGGGUUCUGUGGCGUAUGUUCCCCAGCAGGCCUGGAUCCAGAAUUCCUCUUUAAAAGACAACAUAAUCUUUGGUCAAGAGAGGAGACAGUCCUGGUAUCAGCAUGUGGUGGAGGCAUGUGCCCUUCAGCCUGACCUUGAGAUACUUCCUGCAGGAGAUGACACUGAGAUAGGAGAGAAGGGAGUGAACCUGUCAGGAGGUCAGAAGCAGCGGGUGAGCCUGGCCAGGGCCGUCUACUGUGAUCGUGCCGUCUACCUGCUGGAUGACCCGCUGUCUGCUGUCGAUGCUCACGUAGGGAAACACAUCUUUGAUCAAGUCAUCGGCCCACAGGGACUGCUGAAGGACAAGACUCGUGUGCUGGUCACCCACGGCUUGAGCUACCUGCCCCAAGCUGACUUGAUCCUGGUCAUGAUGAAGGGGGAGAUCUCAGAGGUGGGCUCGUACCAGCACCUCAUGGCCACAGAGGGAGCCUUUGCAGAGUUCCUGCGAACUUACGCUGCAGUCGACAAAGCUGAUAACAGUGAGCCUGUGCCAAACAGCAGCAUCCAACUACUGGAGAACGGCAGCGUGCCCACUCUUGCUGGCAGUCCAGGUGUCUGCACUGCAUCCAAACAGUCAGCCAAAGCAGACGAGGAGCUGAGCAAGAAGCCCAAGAAUCCCGAGGUGGGGAAGCUGACGGAGGCUGACAAGGCCAGCACUGGGCAGGUUAAGCUGUCUGUCUUCUGGGCCUAUUUUAAGUCCAUUGGAGUGCUUCUGUCCUGCAUCAGUCUUCUGCUGUUUCUUGCCCAUCACCUGCUCUCCCUGUUCUCCAACUACUGGCUGAGUCUGUGGACCGAUGACCCUGUGGUUAAUGGCACGCAGCCUAAGAGACUAAUGAGACUGGGGGUGUAUGGUGCCUUUGGCCUGUCUCAGGGUGUGGCUGUCUUUGGAUACUCCCUGUCCAUGUCUAUUGGGGGUGUUCUGGCGUCCCGGUACCUCCACCAGUCCAUGUUGUACGAUGUCCUGCGCUCACCUAUGUCCUUUUUUGAGCGAACCCCCAGUGGUAACCUGGUCAACCGCUUUGCCAAAGAGAUGGACACCAUUGACACGCUGAUCCCCAGCAUUAUUAAGAUGUUCCUGGGCUCCAUGUUCAACGUGCUGGGCUCUUGUGUUAUCAUCCUGAUUGCCACACCUCUAGUCAGUAUCAUCAUUCCUUUCCUGGGUCUGCUCUAUUUUUUUGUGCAGAGGUUUUAUGUGGCGUCAUCUCGCCAGCUGAAGCGUCUGGAGUCGGUCAGUCGUUCCCCAAUUUACACCCACUUCAAUGAAACCCUGCUGGGCACGUCGGUUAUCCGAGCCUUCUGUGAGCAGGAGCGUUUCAUCCAUGAGAGUGACCAGCGCGUGGACUAUAACCAGAAGGCUUACUAUCCCAGCAUAGUGGCUAACAGGUGGCUGGCGAUUCGCCUGGAGUUUGUGGGAAACUGCAUUGUGUCAUUUGCUGCUUUGUUUGCUGUCAUAGCCAGACAGAGCCUCAGCCCAGGCAUCAUGGGACUGUCCAUCUCCUACGCCCUCCAGCUAACUACCUCACUUACCUGGCUGGUUAGGAUGUCUUCUGAUGUGGAAACCAACAUCGUGGCUGUGGAGAAAGUGAAAGAAUACAGCGACACAGAGAAAGAGGCAGAGUGGAAACACGAGCCCUCCACCCUUUCCCCAGGCUGGCCUACUAAUGGCUGCAUAGAGAUGAGAAACUUUGGCCUGCGCUACCGCCAAGAUUUGAAUCUGGCCAUCCGCAACAUUACCAUCUCCAUUAACGGAGGAGAGAAGGUGGGGAUCGUGGGACGCACGGGUGCAGGGAAGUCUUCCCUAACGCUGGGGCUCUUCCGCAUCAUCGAGGCAGCCGAGGGCCAAAUAUUCAUCGAUGGAGUGGACAUUGCCAAGCUUGGCCUCCAUGAGCUUCGUUCCAGAAUCACCAUCAUACCACAGGACCCGGUGCUGUUUUCAGGCUCCUUGAGGAUGAACUUGGAUCCUUUUGACUCCUACAGUGACGAGGAAGUGUGGCGGGCUUUGGAAUUCUCCCAUCUUAAGACCUUUGUGUCCAGCCUGCCCAACAAGCUUAACCACGACUGCAGUGAAGGAGGAGAGAACCUGAGUGUGGGUCAGCGGCAGCUGCUGUGCCUAGCCAGAGCUUUGCUGAGGAAGACCAGAAUCCUCGUUCUCGAUGAGGCCACGGCAGCUGUAGACAUGGAGACGGAUAACCUGAUCCAGUCCACCAUCCGCUCUCAGUUUGAGGACUGCACUGUCCUCACCAUAGCUCAUCGCCUCAACACCAUCAUGGACUACACCAGGGUUUUGGUGUUGGAGAAUGGAGUGAUGGCAGAAUUUGACUCACCCUCCAAUCUCAUCAGUCAGAGAGGUGCCUUUUACAAGAUGGCCAAGGAUUCUGGACUGGUCUGAAGCUGGGGACUGUCAUUAUGUCGGGCCUCCUGUCUCCUGCUGCAGAGAGCUGAUGUUUCCAAUGAGAGGGACACAGUCCUACGUGCCAAUGACCUUCUUCUUUGCUUUGAAACUAGCAGCAGUUUUCAUUGCACAAGAAGGCUGGGCCUACUUAUAUAAAGAGAAUAUCACAACCAGCAGUGUGGGGUUUGUUUGUGUUGCCCUGACAAAGCUCAUACCACAUAUCAAGAUUACCACGUGAAUAUUAAAGCCCCCACAUUUUUAUGAUGGGAUAAAGAAGCCUGACCUGUGGGUCUGCUUCUUUUAUCCACACUGUCCACUGUUAAACUCCUCAACAAUAUGCUUUCAUCAUCAUUAUUACAGGAGUAAAUACGAGUCGAUUACAGAAAAUAUUUCAUACAAGCAGUAAUUCUGGAGCUGAGGCACAGCUUGAUUGUACCCUGUGCAUGCAUGCACACUAAAAGAGGAAAUUAGUUUAAAUGUAAGGAAUCAGGAAUGUUCUAGUUGGAGAGAUUUCCAGUUUAACCUUUGUAACAGGGAAGGAUGUGGGACAUGGUGCGACCAAGCUGAUUGGUCAGAAUUAUACAUCAAUCACAAAGAAAAUACAGACGCACAGCUGAUGUCACUGGACUGUUACUUCUCAUUCAGCGCUGAUUAUUUAUUGUCUUUCAGUUACAGCUUUACAUCGUGCUUUUGCUGAAUGUGUCGGAGGCUUUAUUCAUGUAAGAAAUGGUUUUAGAGCUUAUUUUUUUGAUUAUUAAAACAAAGACUGUUGUCCUGUCUUUGGUAUGCAGCCAAAUCUGUCCUGCACUUUGCUUGCACUCUGUUUUCAGCGGUACGUUGCCUCCGAUGGAGUCAUCGGAAACAGGUCAACUAUGGGAUGGGGACAAACUGUUUGAAUCUACAUGUUGUGUAUCUUUGGAAAUGUAUAUACCUGCCUUACAUAAAUAAAAUUAGACAAUGGCAACAAAUGAACCAAAAUGUGUUAAAUAGUGUAUCUGUGACAGCAGUUUUCAUGUUGCUUAUGUUAAAUGGCUUUGUGUGGUUGUUUGAUGUGUGAAGUCCGUUUCUAUAGUUUACACUACAGAGCUUAGCUUUUCACAGGUGUUAGGAGUGUGCUGGUCCACUUUAGACACUCAGCCACAGUGCAGUCUGUUAUGUUUCAGUUAUGCACACGGGUGGUGUUUUACCACUGCUCUGCAUACACACUGCUGACAAAUUAAAAGAAA